Rhea pennata is the source of this 490-nucleotide messenger RNA. Its product is annotated as lymphotactin-like. Gene Ontology annotation, molecular function: chemokine activity. The transcript has 3 exons. NCBI's taxonomy places the organism in Eukaryota, Metazoa, Chordata, Aves, Rheiformes, Rheidae. Gene Ontology annotation, biological process: immune response. Gene Ontology annotation, cellular component: extracellular region. The record is from RefSeq and is a predicted model, not a curated record. The coding region runs from base 36 to 329 and encodes 97 amino acids.
CUUUCUUCUCAGCCUUGACAAAGAAGCUGCCAGCAAUGAAGCUCCACACCGCAGCUAUCCUGGUCAUCUUUUGGCUUGGUGUCUUCACUGUGACCACAGUGAGAGGGAGCGCUGGAAGUCAGCCCAUGCGCAAAUUCGCAUGUGUAAGCCUAUCCACACAGAAACUGGACAUCAGAAAGCUUGUCAACUAUGAAAAGCAACAAGUCCCAGUAAACGCUGUCAUGUUUAUUACUGCAAAAGGCAUCAAGAUCUGCGUACACCCUGAUCAGAAAUGGGUUCGGGCUGCUAUAAAGAAAAUAGACCAGAAACGUAGCACCAAGGGCAAAUAAUCCUGUCCCAGGAAAGCAUCUAAGGCCAACAAAAUGGAAUCAUCAUCAGUCCUGCCCAGAACAUGGAAGAAAGCCUGAAUAUCUGCUUGUAACUCCUAUUUAUUAAUUAGCAAUAAAAUCUCUGAACAAAGAUGAACUCAUAAUCUAUUCAUCGCUGGUUG